ACAUCUCUCGCUUCGCUGGAUCGCUGGCUGCCUCCCAGGGCAGCCGGGGAGCUGCUUCGUUAAAUCCCAACCCAGGUACUCGAGUUUCUGCACAAAGCGCUGCCUGCACCACCACGUCCCCGGUCUGCUGCAAGGUCUGUUCGCCUUGUGCGUGCAGAGUCUGCUUAAUAAAUUACUCCCACUGCCGGGGGCUCACCGGGGACGAUGGAAUUUGAACUCUCGAGACCAACCGCUAAGUGAAAAAACAGAAAUUGGACAGACGGGGCUGAGAUGGAUGAGGAGGAGACAAGUCAAAACGCCAGCAAAUUGCAAGGAGCCGGAGACCAGGCAUCUGCAACGUCUCUAUCAAACCCGCUGAUGAGGGGAGGAACCUGAGCCAUUGAUGUAGACCAAACAUGGGGUUUUGAGGCAAUGAAUGCUGAAGCAGAUUUUGUUUCAGACUGGUCUCCUUUACAUGAUGCCUCUAUCCAUGGGCGUCUGCUUACUCUGAAGAAACUCAUCAAACAGGGGAGUGAUGUGAAUCUUGUUACAGCAGACCAGGUGUCUCCUCUCCAUGAAGCCUGCCUGGGGGGUCAUGCCGCUUGUGCCAGUGUCCUAUUAAAACAUGGAGCUCAGGUGAAUGGAGUUACUGUUGACUGGCACACUCCCUUGUUCAGUGCUUGUGUCAGUGGCAGCGUGGCUUGCUUGAAUUUAUUGCUGCAGCAUGGAGCCAGCUUACACCCACCCUGUGACUUGGCAUCCCCCAUCCAUGAAGCUGCUAAAAGAGGUCAUGUGCAAUGUGUCGAAUUCCUUGCAUCCCAUGGGGUAAAUAUAGAUCACAACAUCAAGCAUCUGGGUACUCCGCUUUAUGUAGCUUGUGAGCAUCAGCAAGUGAACUGUGCCAAGAAGUUACUUGAGUCAGGAGCAAAUGUGAACAGAGGCAAGGGUCUGGACACUCCUCUGCACGCGGCUGCCAGGAAUUGCAGUGCGGAGCUGGUGACGCUGCUGAUUGACUUUGGAGCAGACAUUUGGGUGAAGAACGCCGAAAACAAGAGGCCGAUGGAGCUGGUGCCAGCCAGCAGCGCUGUGGGCCGACUCUUCCUGCAGAAAGAAGGGCCGCUGUCCUUGAUGCAGUUGUGCCGCCUGUGCAUCAGGAGGUGCUUUGGACACAAGCAGCAUCAAAAAAUAACCGGACUUCUCCUCCCGGAUGAGCUGAAACAUUUCCUUCUUCACGUUUAAGCCUUUCAUAUUUCAAAAUGGUGCCUUUAAUAGCGCAGCAAGAAACACAUCUUGCUGCCACAAACCAAAGUGUGGUUACAAACGCUCUGUGCUCUCCUGGGUGGUCCCCUGGGAAUAUCAGCUACCCGACACAUACAGCAACAAGGAUGCUGAAGCUCUGGCUCCUCUGCCUGCUGCCCUGUCCCCUCUCCAGCUCUGAACCAUGGCUCAUCUGCAUUACCUCGGAGCAGCAGCUGUCUCCCCUACAGGGCUACCACCAUGUCACCCCUGUGUCAGAGGG
Molecule: messenger RNA, 1498 nt
Organism: Calidris pugnax (ruff)
Lineage: Eukaryota; Metazoa; Chordata; Aves; Charadriiformes; Scolopacidae
Gene: ASB9
Product: ankyrin repeat and SOCS box containing 9
Exons: 9
Coding region: 412-1218 (268 amino acids)
Biological process (GO): intracellular signal transduction; positive regulation of protein catabolic process; protein ubiquitination
Molecular function (GO): protein binding
Source: RefSeq, a predicted model, not a curated record